GAGUGAAAGCCUAAUGUGGGGCUGGAAAAUGACAUAUGAAGCUUCUCUGUUCAUACUUAACGAUUGACUUGGGGUCAACUCAUAGCUGGCCUUGACUUUCAUUACCUCAAUGAAUUACAGGGCAAUUAUCUUAAUUCUAUAUUCACACUCCUUAAACAUAUUGAUAAUUUUUCACAGAAGUUUAAGGAGCCACCCUCAAGUGUACUAGAGAAAUUAAAGUGACAUACUUGCCAUGGAAAUUGUUGGUGCAGUGGUAAGCAUGAUGCAGUGUUUUUGUGGAGAGACCUGUUCUCAUCAAUCCAUUUCCAAAACAUGUGCAUAUCUGAGAAAGCCUCAUGCAUUAGCAAAUAGACUUGAUGAAAAGAUGGAAUUGCUCAAAGCUCGAGAAGAGGAUAUUAAAAGGAAGUUACAUGUGGAAAAUUUAUGGCGCGGAAUGGAGCCAAAGGCUGAGGUGCAUAUGUGGCUUACCAAUGUAGAAAAGAUUAGAAGUGGUAUUGCUAGCAUUCAAGAUAAAAUUACUAAAGACGAGGGGUGUUUAAACGGAUGUUUGCCAAAUUAUGUGUCUCGAUUUAAGCAGGGGAAAUGCAUUAAUAAGAAAAUUAAAGAGGUCGACAGGCUCCUGGGCCAGAGCAUAUUUCCAGAUGCUUCAUUGGUCGAUAUGAUGCCUCAAAGGGGGAAAAUAUUGCCAACAACCUCACUUGUGGGAAAAACUGCUCAAAGAAGUUUGGAAGUAGUGUGGAAGUAUUUGAAUGAUGGACACACGGGGAUAAUUGGUAUUUAUGGAAUGGGGGGAGUGGGCAAGACAUCCAUCCUCUUAGCAAUUAAUAAUCAACUUUUGAGGGAGAGCACAGUUUUUGAUAAUGUCAUUUGGGUCACGGCAUCCAACGAUUCAAAUGUCCAAAAAUUGCAAAAGGAUAUUGCUAGAGCAGUAGGUUUAUCUUUUGACAAUGAAGAUGACGAAAUGACAAGAGCAGCUCAAUUACACGAAGCCUUGCUGCGAAGAAGUAGAUUUCUUUUAAUUAUAGAUGACUUGUGGGAAGCAUUUCCUUUGGAGGUUAUAGGAAUCCCAUCUCCAGGUUACGGACAUGAAUGCAAGUUGAUAAUAACUACUAGAUCCAUGAUGGUUUGUCGUGGCAUGGAAACAACGAGAGAGGUCGAAGUUAGUGUGCUUUCUGAGGAAGAAGCGUGGGACCUCUUUAAACAAAAGGUCGGUGACGAGGUGCUAGCAUCUCCGAGAUUAAAAGUUGUUGCCAAGGAUGUUUCGAAGGAGUGUGGAGGUCUCCCACUAGCUAUUGUAACAGUUGGUCGGGCUUUAAGAAGAGAAAAUGAUCUGAGGCAAUGGAUAAUUGCAUUAAGCCAGCUGAAAAGUGCAACGGGAAGAAUAGAAGGAAUGGAGAAUCGAGUCUUUGCACGUCUGAGAUUUAGCUAUGAAAGACUGAAAGACAAUGUGACUAAGUCAUGUUUCCUUUAUUGUGCGUUGUAUCCAGAGGAUCAUCAUAUAGAGACUGAAGAACUGAUAAAAUACUGGAUAUGGGAAGGCCUGUUGGAUUAUCUUGGGUAUGGAGAAUCCAAGAUGCUGCAGGGGAAGAUGAUACUAGAUGAACUAAAAAAUGCGUGCCUGCUAGAGAUCGGAUGUCAAGAAGGUAGUUUGAAUGAAUAUGUCAAGAUGCAUGACCUCAUUAGGGAUAUGGCGAUAGCAGUUACAAGAGUGAGUCCGCUGUUUAUGAUCCGAGCAGGACAUGAGAUUCGUGUCCCACCAGUUGAGAGUGAAUGGCUCGAAGGCCUUGAAAGAAUCUCAUUAAUGAGAAAUGAUUUGUGCUCUUUGAAUUUUGAACCGAGAUGUCCACAGCUAACUACCUUGUUGUUGCAGUAUAAUUCAUUGUCCAAGGGCAUACUUCCUUCUUUCUUUAACCAUCUACAAAAUCUCAAAGUUCUGGACUUAUCUUACACAGGCAUCGAUCUGUUGCCUGAUUCACUUUCUAAUCUGGAAAACCUCCGUGCUUUGCUUCUACGUAGUUGUUGGAACUUGCGUGAAGUGCCAACAAUGGAAAGGCUCAAGGAGCUGAGGUUUUUGGAUCUCUCUUCCACAUCAAUUGUGUGCCCACAGGGGAUGGAAAUGUUACUCAAUUUGAAGCAUCUGGAUCUCUCCAACGCUAAAGUUUAUGGAUUUGAUAGUCAAAUUCUAGGAACAUACAGAUUUCUGGAGAAUCUCUUAAUGCUCGGUUUGGAUUUUGUUGAUGUUGUGGAACACUGUACCAACUUGACAAACCUCGAAGCCAAUUUCAGCAACUUGCAGGACUUCAAUUAUUAUGUUUUGUCAGGUCACUGGAAGACACUCGAGAGUUUCAAAUUUUGCAUAGGCUAUCCCCAAUCCUCUAAACUACCCGGAAAAAAUAGUGUAGGAUUCUUUGGGAUUCACAUUGUUGAAAGGGAAUCCCCUUCUUGGUUGCCCGGGAUACUUGAGUUGGACAUUCAUGAAUGUUCUGGCAUCACUCAGUUACCAAUGUUUAUCAUGAAUGCCUCUUCCAAUCUAAAACGCUGCAAGAUAAAGUACUGUGAUGAGAUGGAAUGGAUUAUAACUCCCGAGUGGGUCGCCUUUCCCAAUUUAGAGUUGCUAGAGAUCGAGGGUCUGAGCGGAUUGCAAAAUAUGUGUAAGGGGAUUCCGCCAGCGGGCACUCUUACAAACCUUAAGGUGUUGAAUGUUAUUGCUUGUAAUAGUCUCAUGACUCUGUUGCCACUUGAGUUAGUGCAGCAACUCAAAAACCUUGAAGAGCUCGAGUUGGAAAGCUGUUCGAUGCUGGAGGAGAUAGUUACUGAAGCAGAAAAUGAAGAGGUCAUUCAAGAGAACAACGGUGAAUUGGUCCUCCCAUGUUUGCGAAAAUUAAGAUUAGUUUCUAUACCAAGACUGAGAAGCAUAUGCAGAGGUCCAAUGGUUUGCGAUUCCUUAAUGACGAUCGAAGUCAUAGAUUGCCCGCUGCUGGGAAGACUUCCCUUCUUUCUGGAAAUAAGGCAGCAACUAGUUGACUCUCUUAAACAGAUAAAAGGAAGCAGAAGGUGGUGGUGGACAUUGGAGCGGAACCACCCUACUGCGACGUCCCUCCUUGCUCCACUAGUUAGACCUGAAAGGGAGCAGCAUUGUUCUGCUUCUAAUGAAGAUAUUAUAGUUGAAAUUAACAAUAUAUGUAGCAGUGGUGGCAGCUCUGGAAAUUCUUCUUUCGGACCACGAUAACAUUCUUACUGUAAGUAACAAGCUUGCAGUUUCUGAGGGAUUUUAAAUUGUUCCUUAAUCAACACGGACUUAAAAUCCCAUCUUUUGAAUUUUUUGGAUCAUAUUUUUUCAUCAACACAAAAGAGAACAGAUAUAGAGCAUUGAUUGAGUAGGAAAAAUAUCUGAAAAUUGCGUUAUGCAUAAUGACUAUUUCUGGCAGGAAUCCCGAAAACCCAAAAACUGGAUUUUAAUAGAAAGACUUAUGCCUUAUCUUGAUUACAGUUUUAUGGACCGGACUUAUUUCCCUGCUACAGUAUGAUGGUCUCAAGUUUGGGUCUUUGGCAAAACUUGACUUCGUUCCUUCUCACAGUAAUGCAUUUUCUCUUUUAUCUUAUAGAGCAGUACUAAUCUUAUAUUAUAUUGAAUUCUACUGUCUUUGUUUAACAGUUUACUAUUGAGAUGACGUAGUUGUUCUUUGUGUCUUCCUCAUCUGUCUUGUUUAACUGGCUUAAACUAUGGAUUCUCAUGUUGGAGUCAACUAUUUUUUCAACUAGUCCGUGAAAGUAUUAGCAAGGAUUCUUGCUGGGGAAUGCUAAAUGGAACUGUCCUAUAACCGCAUUUAUGAAAUCACUAUAGAAGUUCGGCAUACUAAUAAACAAGUAAAGAGAGAUGUGAAGUGAUGUCUCAAACAUUAGAAAAGCUUUCCAUGAAAACGGGAUUAUCGUGCUAAUGAAGCUCCAAUGUAUGAACAUCCUGCAAUUCUCUUUUGUAUCCCAUUCAAAUAGCAUUUGGUAUGAAAAUGAGGAGGGUCCUAGUUGAGUUUUUAACUUUUUUCUAUUAACUGACACAGAAACCAAGAUUUAUUAGCUGUAAGUCUAGUUUUUAAUGAUGAAUUGGUCUAAAUUAGCAGAGUCUAUUUUCAUUUAUCUUCCAAUAAUCAUUUCAGGAGAAGAUCAGUAAGAGUACCCUUUCUCCAAGUCCAGACCUUCUUCGGAUGCCAGUGUCUCAAUGUGGUUCGGGACACAAUCAGCUCCAAUUUAGUUUGGCUCCAGUCGAAUGCAGCUAAGAGAUCCAUGGAUAUGAUUGUAAUGUUGUACGUAGUUAACAAUGGACGAGUUCCAAUCAUCGCUAUACCUCUGGCUUGAGUCACCACUUCUGGACCUUCAUCCGGUUUCAUUGUAAUUUGCUCUGGUUGAGCCCAUUCUGCCCACUGGAUGCCCUUGAAGUUAGGGCGGCAAUAGCCCAGCUCCCGCCUGAUGGUGUCCAGAGCUUUCCUUGUCGUGUGAGUAGCAGCAUAUUGAUAAAAUGCAAGCCAGCAGCUUCAUCAAGUGAAAGCCUUGUAGUGGAUGAAUGGCAAUGUCAUGCACAACAUUGAGGUGAGGGUGAGCACCCGAGUGCUGCUCAACGUUUAUGUCUCCAUUGGUAGCACCACACAUGUCUAGCACAGUUUGAUGCAAAGAGCUGUAAAUGGGGCAGCUACAAGAGUGUAGGUAAAUCUAUUGGAAUCGUGAUCUUGAGAUAUGUUCGCGAGGAUAGUUUCUGCAUUGAUUUUAGCAGCGCAUUCAAUGGAUUCCAGAGCUUGUUUGUGUGAUUCAGAUAUAAAUAGAACUUGCGACAUAACAACUUUGUAUUGGUUGUAUUACAAUUUUCUUCUUGACCUUGCACAUUAGCAAGACAGAGAUUCAACAUCAAUUCAAGGUGAUGUUGAGCUUUAUACAUCUUGCAGACACACUUUUUUACAUGCAGAUAUAUGUAAACAUCUUACUAUACGUACUCAAAUAGAGAAAAAUGAGAAAACUGAUUCCUUAA
Lycium ferocissimum is the source of this 5017-nucleotide messenger RNA. RefSeq names its product probable disease resistance protein At4g27220. The record is from RefSeq and is a predicted model, not a curated record. NCBI's taxonomy places the organism in Eukaryota, Viridiplantae, Streptophyta, Magnoliopsida, Solanales, Solanaceae. Gene Ontology annotation, molecular function: ADP binding; ATP hydrolysis activity; protein binding. Bases 233 to 3229 code for a protein of 998 amino acids. The transcript has 3 exons.